AUGGCGAAGGGCCAGCCGACGAUGGCGGUGCUGUGCCUCUGGGUCGUCGUCGCCUUCUACGUCCGGAGCACCGGUGGCAGCAGCAGCAGCACUGUCCCCAGCGGAGUGGCCUUGUGCUGGGGAGACAACGCGGGCGGCAAGGCCACGGUGCCUCAAAUCAACUCGACCUUCGUCUAUCUGAGCGCCUCCGUCAAGGAAACCUGCGGUCUGGGCGCCGAUGGUCUGGUCCGGUGCUGGGGCGUGAAUACGUGGGGCCAAGGCACGGUCACGCCAAACAUUCAGUACACCAACGUGAGCGCCGGGUGGGACCACUCCUGCGCCAUCAGCGCCACCACCAACCUGACCACCUGCUGGGGCCUCGACAACCACCAGCAGCUGCAGGUGCCCGCGGACGCGUACUUCAAGAGCGUGCAGUGCGGGUAUUGGCACUCGUGCGGAAUCCUCGCCCACAACGGAACCCUCCUCUGCUGGGGCGCCUCCGGAGACAAGAACCGCUCGCAGUCGGCGGUGCCCGCGACGACGGUGCCGUUUGAGCAGGUGGCGACCUCGGAGUAUCACACGUGCGGCCUCCUGCGGAACGGGUCCAUCCUCUGCUGGGGCGACAACUCCAACAACCAGACCGCCGUCCCGCAGGCAGCAGCAGGAUCUUCAGUCUACAGCUUCCAGCGCGUGGGCACGGGCAAGUCGUUCUCGUGUGGCCUGAGGACCAACGGCGUGGCCCUCUGCUGGGGCGACAACGCCAACGGACAAUCGAGCGCGCCCACGGACCAGACCUUCACGGACCUCGUCGUCGGUGGCCACCACGCCUGCGGACUCAAGUCCACGGGCGCUCUUUACUGCUGGGGCGACAACACCUACGGACAAAUCGGCGUCCCCUCCUCCUACACGUGGAAGGGCCUCACGGCCGGCGAGAAUCACAUGUGUGGCUUUGGCGUUGCGACGACCCCGUCUCCGACUCCCUCGCCUCGGGCUUCGUCGCCGUCGCCGCUGCCGGCUCUGUCGCCGCUGCCGGCUUUGUCGCCGCUGCCGGCUCUGUCGCCGGCUCCUUCCUUGAUCCCCUCCCCCUCGGCCUCGCUCAGUCCUACCCCAGCCGUGACACUCGCUCCCAUCUCAGCCAACGUGACGGCGACAUUUGGAUCCGACUCGCCCAUUGUCGACGUCGCCGCGCCCGUGGCCUCGGGCUCUGGCGGUUCCACUUCCAAUAUUCAGUGGUCCGUCGUGAGCAACAACGCGAGUUCCGGAGGUAACAGCAGCGGCAUGGUGCUGUACUCGGCCGUCCUGCCAGACAACACGACCAGUGUGACACAGACCUACGCCUUCCAUCCGCAGGCCCAGGAGUCGCAGUUCAGCGGGCUCAACUUCACCAUCAGCGCGGGCGCGGUCAAGUGGUCCAUCAACCUCACCAGCACGGCGGCGGAGAGCAACAACUCGUCGUCGUUGUCGUCGGGCCUCCAGUUCUCCUUCCGCCUCUCGACCAACUCCACACUGGUGUCGGCCCGCGAGACCGUGAAGCUCUUCAGAAACCAGCCGCGUGCCAACAUGACCACCUACUGGGUGCCGGCUGGCUACACCGACGUUGCCAUCGAGGUGCAGGUCUUCGAUGUGGCCCUCGUCGACGGCACCCUCCUCGCCAUCAACCACUCGGUGGUGGCGGCCUCCAACGUUGGAGGCAGCCCGAGCGCAGGGUACUACGACCUCGUACUCUCGUUCCCUCCAUUCACGCGGUCGCUCGAGUACGACCCGAGCAUUGGCCUGGGCGUCCUCCUGGGCUCAAGCAAGGGAGAAGGAGGUGGCAGCGGCAGUGACAACACAGCGGUCAUUGUUGGCGUGGCGGUGGCCAUCCCGCUGGCCAUCGUUGUGGUGCUGGCCGUUGUGGCGGCUGCCCUGCUGUACGGACUCUACAGGCGCAAACAGGGCGGUAAUGGCCAUGCUAACGCAAUCAAUUUCAAGGACACCAAGGAUCUGGAUGAUCCUGAGUUGUAA
Molecule: messenger RNA, 1983 nt
Organism: Acanthamoeba castellanii str. Neff
Lineage: Eukaryota; Discosea; Longamoebia; Acanthamoebidae
Product: RCC1 repeat protein
Exons: 2
Coding region: 1-1983 (660 amino acids)
Source: RefSeq, a predicted model, not a curated record